Messenger RNA from Camarhynchus parvulus, 12487 nucleotides. RefSeq names its product PLAG1 zinc finger (gene PLAG1). Gene Ontology annotation, biological process: cell fate commitment; regulation of transcription by RNA polymerase II. NCBI's taxonomy places the organism in Eukaryota, Metazoa, Chordata, Aves, Passeriformes, Thraupidae. The record is from RefSeq and is a predicted model, not a curated record. Gene Ontology annotation, cellular component: cytoplasm; nucleus. Gene Ontology annotation, molecular function: DNA-binding transcription factor activity; RNA polymerase II cis-regulatory region sequence-specific DNA binding; histone deacetylase binding. The transcript is spliced from 5 exons. The coding region runs from base 5448 to 6953 and encodes 501 amino acids.
AGAAGCACUGAACUGUGUCAGUGUGGAGGCAUGCUGAAAAUAACUAAGUUCUGGGCAGACUAACAGAGUGCUGACGUGUGCUGUCUUCAGCAUGACAGCUGGACAGAUGUGUCCAUCUCUGAUCCCAAAGCAUUAGCCAAGAUGCUGUGCCAGAGCUGUUACCCCUGCCUCUGAGCUGCUCAUGGAUGAAAAGCUGAAAAGCUCAGCUGCUUCUGCUGCAUGGUCUGGCUUCCAGCAAGGGGGUGGCUUGUGUCAGGCCAGCUUGGCAUCUUGGCUGGGCAUGGUUGCCUCUGCCUAUGCUCGACCCAGUAAACAAGGUGCUUGUUUAGGCGGAGCUACCUAAUUCUGGAGAUGGCUGCUUUGCUUUUGGGAUUAGAUCCAGAGAUGAGAAGGUAACUGCUGAAGUUGCUUGCCAAGGCAGCUAUCAAAUCUGAUGACGGAUCAGGCCUUGAGGUUAACUAACAGCAAUUAUCUUUACUGUAGCUAUAUCAAUUCUGAGUAAUUUUUUCAGGGGUUUGUUUUGUUUUGUGCUGAGUUUUGUUUUGUUUUGAAAAGUUGAUGCCUCAGAGUGCUGGUUUGUGUGUAAUUCAAGGGAAGUAUCAGCCCUCAUCUUGGCAUGUACAGCCUUUUGGGUACAAACCUCAAAGUUGUGGUGACAAGUAUAGGGUAGCAGUGAGAAAUUAAUAUGUAAAUAUGUUUGAUACAUUCUUGUGUUUUCAUUUGGGAAAGCCUCCUCCAAAAGCAUCCCCUGCUUUGGUAAGGAAGCAAAUUAUUUCAGAAAGAAACAUGUUGAAAUCAUCAGGCCAUUCAUUGUACCUGUUUUGGUAGUGAGUCUUUUUUCUCAGCCAUUCAUUUGCAUAACCCUAGCUCUUUUUGACCGUUUUGUACCCUUUUCUUUAGCAGAUGUUUCCCCCCAGCACUAGUCAUGGUGGCAGCUUGUGCAAGGUGGCAGGACUGGGUGAGUUUGGGGAGAGGGAUGGAAGCUGCAGGUCAUAAAUAAGUGUAUUGUGUGUGGUUGACGAUAUGUAGCAAGUGUGGUUUAGUAAGAUGAGCUUCCAGCUCUUCCUGCAGAACGGUCUGCACACCUUCCUUUGCUCUGGCACAUUUCUGUGAGGUGAUAGGAGGCAGGAAAGAAAUGUCAUUUUUACAGCCGAGUUUCUGCGUGUUACUUUUUCAUGUGUUCUUAGUGAUAGAAGGCUUGGGUGGCUGCCCUGCUGUCAGACUGUAUUACCCAGCUUUAGCUGGUCAUGAAUCCCUGCUUCGUGUUCACAGGUAUUGCUUUUUUUCUUGAAGACUGCUGAUGUGGGCAGUUACAAACACUGAUGGAAUGAGCAUGAUUCUCCACAUCUCACUUUCCUCCCUCUAGUACUCAGAUUUCAAUAAGUAGGGCAUUUGCAGUUUGAAAUUUGUAAUUGUAACAUUGUCUGACGGAAGAAAAGGAAAAAAAACCUGCUAAAAUAAGUAGCAUAGAACACGCUAGAUCUGCUUCAGAUAAAGCUGUUAUUAUCAUGUGCUAUUAAACCAAGUGUUUUAAAGGAUUAGUAGAUACUAUAUUUUAAGAGAUUGGUUAGUGGUAGGAAGUAAGGCUGCCAGUGAAAUCUUUAUUCUAGGGUCCAAAUGCAAAGAUCUCUUAUUAAAAUUUAUCCAGUUGUUUAGCUUCUCUUAGCAGAGGGUUCAUACGUCACAGAAACAAGUGCAGUAUGAAAUUUCAUACUCAAUGUCAGUCACCUGCUUUUAAAGAAAAAUAGUUGUAUUUCAUCAUUUCCGAAGACAACAGUUACUGCUUUUUGCUGUCAACAGAUGCCCCUGUGUGUUUACAUUUGUCUGUAUCCUAAACAGUUUUGAUUUUUGUUUUGUUAUUUUUAUUUUUUGCAGUAGAAGCCUUUACAGGCUCCAGAGGAUUUCAUUGGCUUUCUUUCUAGCCACUUUUCCCUAAGAUAAGGUGACCAUACCAAUGAUGUGAAAAAUCCUGUCUGCAGCAUUGCCUUGCAAUUCAUUAACUCUGCUGCUUUGCCUCUGCUUUGCUUUGUUUCACUUUUUAGGCUCCCUUGUCUUCAUGGGAAUCCCUGUUUUGGGGGUUUUUUUAACCAACUUUUCAUCUGCUACAGGUGAAGGGAAAAGAGGGCUUUCUUAUAACUGUUUUAUUAAGAGAGCCUUGUUAUUCCUAAUCCACUGUAAUUUGUCUCGGUUUCCUCUUCCUUAAUCUCAUUUUGCCCCUACUUCCAAACCUCCUCACCUGCAUGCUGAUGACUCCUCCCUCCCUGAUCUUGGGGUUUGGAUGAACCUCGGAGGUGUGGUUAGAUGCCAGAAGCACUCAGUUAUUACUUACACAGGGAAACUUCAUCCUGUCUGACAAGCAUACAUUCGUAGCCUUGAGGGAUAUACCUGAAGGGCACUGAGUUUCCACUCUGAAUUUAAGUAGAUUAGAUUAUGUAUACAUAUUUGUUGUGACUUGGCGGGUAUCCCAGUGCCUGAGGUUUUAAAACUUAUACUUUGCUAUACUCGAGGCAAGCUCAACUGCAUGUUUUAAAAGAUGCUCUGGGGAGAUGGGAGGCUGCUGUUUGGAGUCCACAAAGGUGUUAUCCUCUCUAGAUCUGGUACAACACAGGAAUUCUGACUACUGUUCUGUUUAGUCCUGUAUUUUGUCUUGAUAUUAGGUGCUAUCAGAUGCCUCAGGGGUGGUAUAACUGUAAGAUACAGAGGAGAAGGUCCUCUCUUAUUUAACUCUCUGCUGAUUUGUGUUUUGUCCUGGAAAAAGAGGGUUGCUAUUAUUUUUUCCUGAAGCCCUCUUGAAAUCAUAUUCUAAUUUUGGAUGAUCCCAGUUAUCUAUGUAAAUCUUGUCUGUCUGACUGUAAGCUACCUUCUGGCAAUUAACCUCACAGGCUAAUACUUUGCUGUUAAAAAACAAGUUGUGGCUGUUUAUUUGUUUAAAAUUUGCUAUGCUGUGGCUUUAUUGAGGCUCUCUAUCAUAAGAACAGAUGAAACCUGUUACUCUGAAUCGGAACAAGUUACUCCACUGCCAAUAAUUUUAAUAGUUUUAUCUUGUUAUCUUGUUAAAAAAAUAAAAAUUAAAAACCAAAACAACAAAGACACAAGCAUAAAAAUGCAGCUUCAAAAUUCAGGUGCUGUGGAUAUGCUGGAGGGAACUGUGAAGUCAAAACAGCUGUAUUUUAUGAAAUUCUGUUUGGUAUGGCACUUUUCCUUAUAAGGACCAAUGACCAAUUGUUUUGAUUAUUUAGAAGGAAAAAAUUCCAUGAGAACUGUUACUGAAAAUGACUAACUUGGCAUUUGUGAUCUGUCGCUCUCUUACAACAUUUGAUGCAAUACUGAAUUUUCGAUAGCUGAAACAUCCAGUUAGCUGCUCAGUGCUUCAGCUGUUCCUAUGUGACCUGUUUGUUUCAUUUUCUUGUAAAUUGCUAAUGAUAUCUGUAAAUAAAUACUCCUCCUUUUUAUAGUGGUGUCUUCUUAAUAUCCAAGCCUUUGUAAACAAAGAACAGCCUGUGCAUCUGAUAGAAAUCUCCAAGACUCAGUUUGCGAUGCACAGUGACCUACCUGCUUUGGCAGCAAGGAGCUGAAGUGAUUCCUUGGGUUUUGCCACCAGAGCAGGGAAGCCUUGGAAGGAGGAGUGUGGCUCUGAAAGAGCAUGGUAGUUGGGGCUGCACUUUAGAAACAAGGAAUGGAUGGGUCUUGUUGGGAGAGGAGGGAAGAUUUAACAGAGAGGUAGGCUGGAUUUGGUUAAGUAGUUUUGUUUCUUUCUUUAAGCAAGGACUGGAAAUUGAUAAAAGUGUGUAAGCUGAUAUGCCUUAGCUACUUUUCUCAAAGUUGUAGAAGGGUAUGUGAGAGAGAUGGGACCAGGACUUAGCAGAUCUGAAAUGUGCAUAUCCAUCUGACCCAUUCCUUUGAUGUCUUAGUGGCUUAUAGAAGAUGCUUGAAUAUAGUAAUUACAAAUCUGUUUGUGUUAUCUGUUAGAGUAAUCUCUUAAAGGUAUAGGAUGAGGAAUAACCCAUUGUGGGGUUUUUGUUGUUGGGGUUUUUUUUUCAUUAUGAAAUUCUUAUUAUAUGCUGAAAAAUAUUUUUCUCUAACAAACAGAAACUGCAUGUAAAAUUCACUGCAUUUCCGUUCUUUACUUCUAUUUUCAUUUUGUAAGUAUGGAAACAUAGGAUUCACUCAAGCAGACAAUAGGUAGGAUUGUCCCUUUGUGAACUUUAAAAUGGAUGAAGUGAGAAAGAAUUUCUAGGCUGAUGAUUACUGAGAAAUAAUUAACAAAUCCAAUUCACUAUGGCUUAGUCCCCAGUAGGAUGUUACCUUGAAUACAGUGCAGUUCCUCUUACAGCAUCAUGUGUCCAUGCUGAACUGAAUUCUCAAUGUUGCAUCACAAAGGAGUAUUUACUGUAGUAAAUGCUUGUUGUGGCGAGCUGGGUUCCACUCAAGGUUUCUUUGGAUUGUAUAUGAUGCGUCGGAGUUCUUAUUUCUUCCCACCUGGCUUACUACCCAUGUUGUGCUUUACUCCAGGAUCAUUCUGAGUAGAGGUAGAUGCUCCAUACAUGUUGGCAGGUAGGCAAGAGUGCUGCUUUUUGUGGUGGAGGUUGUAAGAAAGUUGGUUAUAAUAAUAUAUUAGUUUUGAAGGGUCUGCUAAGGCUCUGGUGGCCUCCAGUUCAUAUAUGACUGAGCCUGGAUAUUAAUCAUAAUGGGAUGGGCAGGUACAGGUACAUACAUAAAUGAAGGAGAGAAAACACACCUGGACCUGGCCUUGGGAAUGAAUCAGCACAAGAGACCACAAAGGAUAUAGCAGAAGACAAAGAAACUCAGCAGGAUUCUUGAUCAGUGCCCUCAUACAUGCUCAGGGCUGUGGUUUUGCAAGUGACAUUGCUACCAAAUCCAGGAGUGAAUAUUUCUUUUCUCUCAGAUGGUACACAGUGCCACAACAGAGGCCUGAGGUAAAUGAAUUUAAAAAAAACACAACAAACCAGCAAAAAAAAAAAGUCUGUAGCCUCACCUAUACCAUAGUGUCCUCCUGGCCUGGGUCAUCUGCAAAGCACUGUGUCUGCUCAGCUGUGAACAAUACCCAAGAAACAGCUACAGGAUCCUGUGGAGGCUGGAGGAGGAAACUGAUCUGGCACAGCCUGGAUGGACAUUACUGACUUCAGAGGACUUGGUCCUGUCCGUGUGAGUACGUGCUCACCUGGGAUGUGUGCGGACAGCACUGCUUAAAGAAUCACAGUUCCGUAGGACCAGUAAAAAUGGGAAGUACUGGAUUCUGGUUUCCUCCAAGAAGAGUCAGCGGAACUGGUUAAGACCAAAAUCUGAGGACUUUAGUGGGCAAACAUCAGUCCCCUUUUGCUUUCUUUUACGACCACAUGAAACUUGAGAAGCCAUCUAAAGCUAAAUCAUUUAGUGGAGUUGGGCAAUUCCCAAGUGUCCAACAAGAAGGCCUGGUUUAGGCUGCGAUGGCCACUGUCAUUCCUGGUGAUUUGUCAGAAGUAAGAGAUACCCAGAAAGUCCCUUCAGGGAAACGUAAGCGUGGUGAAACCAAACCAAGAAAAAACUUUCCUUGCCAACUGUGUGACAAGGCCUUUAACAGUGUUGAGAAAUUAAAGGUUCACUCAUACUCUCACACAGGAGAGAGGCCCUACAAGUGCACACAACAAGACUGCACCAAGGCCUUUGUUUCUAAGUACAAAUUACUAAGGCAUAUGGCUACUCAUUCUCCUGAGAAAACCCACAAGUGUAAUUAUUGUGAGAAAAUGUUUCACCGAAAAGAUCACCUAAAGAAUCACCUACAUACACACAAUCCCAACAAAGAGGCCUUUAAGUGUGAAGAAUGUGGAAAGAACUACAAUACCAAGCUUGGGUUCAAACGUCACCUGGCUUUGCAUGCUGCAACAAGUGGUGACCUCACCUGUAAGGUAUGUUUGCAGACUUUUGAAAGCACAGGAGUGCUGCUAGAGCACCUAAAAACUCAUGCAGGCAAGUCAUCGGGUGGAGUGAAGGAGAAAAAGCACCAGUGUGAACACUGUGACCGUCGGUUCUACACCCGAAAGGAUGUCCGCAGACACAUGGUAGUGCACACUGGAAGAAAAGACUUCCUCUGUCAGUACUGUGCACAGAGAUUCGGGCGCAAGGAUCACCUCACGCGCCACAUGAAGAAAAGUCACAACCAAGAACUUCUGAAGGUCAAAACAGAGCCAAUGGACCUUCUAGAUCCCUUUACCUGCAAUGUUUCUGUGCCUAUUAAGGAUGAGCUGCUUCCAGUGAUGUCUUUACCUUCCAGUGAACUGACAUCAAAGCCAUUUACAAACACUUUGCAAUUAAAUCUCUACAACACUCAGAUUCAGUCCAUGCAGAGUUCUGCAUCUGCACACCAAAUGGUUGCCACAUCGUUACCAUUGGGAAUGCCUUGUCCAAUAGAUAUGGAGUCUGUCCACCCUUCUCACCAGCUAUCGUUGAAAUACCCACUCGGUACUACCUCAUACUCAAUUUCUAUGCCUGAAAAAGAACAGCCAUUGAAAGGGGAAAUUGAAAGUUACCUAAUGGAGUUGCAAAGUGGUAUGCCUUCUUCAUCCCAGGAUUCUCAAGCAUCUUCAUCAAAACUAGGGCUGGAUCCACAAGUAGGGCCACUAGAUGAUGGGUCUGGGGAAGUUUCCCUUUCCAAGGGCUCCGUUCCUAUUAGUGAACCUCUAAAUGCCCCAUCAUUGGACUUUUCUCAGCUGUUCAACUUCAUACCUGUAAAUGGCCCUCCCUAUAAUCCUUCUGUUUCAGUGGGAAACCUCGGGAUGAGUUAUACGCAAGAGGAGGCACAUUCUUCUAUGACUCAACUCCCACCACAAACCCAGGAUCCACAAGAUCCUAGCAAUAGUAUAGGUCUUGGGUCUCUGCACUCAUUGUCAGCAGCUUUCACAAGCAGUCUAAGCACAACCACCACCCUACCACGAUUUCAUCAAGCUUUCCAAUAGGAUGUACAAAGCUGGCUUGUUAACUGUCUAUUUGUAGAAAUGCCUUAGGUGACCAUUUUUAACUUAGUGCCUACUAUAAGACAUUAUGAAUUCUCUGCUUUUGUACAGUACCAAUCUCACGAAGCCAGUAAGAAAUUUAAAUUAACUUUUUUAAAAUGUUUUGAAAGUGUUUAUUCUCAGCUGUGUUUACUUUGGUUUGUUUUUUUUUAAAACAGUCUCAUUGUAUUGUUUUCAUUUUCACUGCCAAUUUACACAUUUAAAAUGUUCAGUAGAAAGUCAUCCCAAGCAAACUCACAACACUCAUCCCGUUUUUAAAACUUUUUCAACCAUACCAGCUAUUCUGUUUUAUUGAUGGCAGUGGUAGAACUGCCACUUUUACCUUUUAAUAUAUUCUACUAUUUGCAAAUAAUCCAUUUAAAAUAUGUAUCACAAGGAAUCCUGAGAUUUGGGAAAAAAAUUCUCCAGUCUGUUUCCAAACAAAUCCUCUUUCCAAAUGGUGACACAUCUGACCUGUUCUAUAAUGACAAAUCUAAAUUUUUAAAAUGAAUAUAGAAUUCAGUUUUUUCUGAAAACUUGUGUGUGUAUAUAUAGAAGUCCAUAUAUACACAUGUACAUAUAUAUAGCAUUUUGACUUGUAUUGAAGUCAUUAUAAGAGUUGUUAAGAAUUUUGCCAUUUUCUGGCUUAAAUUUUGGUGGCCUGUUAUGGAUAACAGAAGAAAAAAAAUUAGUGUAAUUCUCUAAAAUUAGGGCUGAACAGAAUUUCGACAGAGAAUCUCUGCUUGCCUAAAUGACAUGUUUCAAGUUGAAUUUGAAACUGUUGUUGUGUUUUCGUGACGCUGGUAUAGGGAAACAGGCAAAAUGAAUGGCUGAUCUUGAAAUAUAAAAGUGUUGUAAUGUAGUAAUGCAGAAAUUUUGUCGCAGUUUUUGUUUUGAUUCUUAACUUGCUGUUUUCUUCUCUUUAGUAGCAUAGAAAGAGUACUGCAUAGGAACCUUCCAGUAGUGUGUUCUCGUUUGUAGGCAUCAGUCUUCUCCUCGCUGCCACCACCAAAGGGUGGAUCAAGUCCAGCCAGAAAGUGUGUACCUAUUUUCACUUCAAAACUAGUGAGCAGUCAGAAAGUGAAUGUAAAUUUGCAACUACCAGUUUGUUUUGUUUUGUUUUUAUUGGAGUGAUCUUUUCAGUUGUGUUACAUGGUGUGUUAUGUCCUCCUAAGCAACAAGUUAGAUGUUAAUCACACUUUCUACACCUGGGUACUUGGUUAGGGACUUUUUGCCCAUUGCCAAGAUUUAAAGACAGGACUCUUAGGAGUGAAGUAAAAGCAUAUUGCUUACACCACUUUUACCUAAUGCAAUAUAUAUUCUAUUCCCCAACCCCUAAUAACCAAAAGAGGAAAAAAAAACCUAAAAAACAACCAACCCUGUGAUGCAUAAAAGCAAACUAGAUUUGCUGUAAUUGAACAAUAACGUUAUUUUCCUUGUCAUUUUUGUACAAGGAAUUAAAAAACGGAAAUUGAGUACAUUAGUAUCUCUCAAACUAUGAAUAAUGAGAAUUCAUACAAGGUUUUAAGUGGUUAAACUAAAUAUACUUCACAGAAACAAAAGUUGCUCCCAUUUAAGGAGCUCAUGCUCCAGAUGUUUUAUCAGUAGCUCCUACUGGUUUUUUUAAUGCUAGGAGCAAUAUGCAGGUGUAGUUUUACUAUUUUAUACAUAUGUGUAUUUAAAUUUUAUUACUGAAAAAUAACAUUUUUAUAAAUGUGUUUGUGUUCCAAAGGCAUUAAAAUAAGGAUAUAUUAAUAAGGAAAAUACCUUCUGAAAUUCUGCAAACUACUCCUAGAUUUUGGUUUUAGGAGCACGUUAUCUCAAAGUGGACGUUUAGCUCUGCUUCACGACUGCUUCCUCUGGUUUCUGUGAAACAGAUUGCUCGCUUGCUUACAUCUUUAGUUGAAUGACUUGUUCAAUAUUGCUUUUUUUCCAUUCACCUUUCUAAAGGAAAGAAAAACACAGAUGAACAGAGCACAAGCUGAAUGCAACCGAAUGUAGCUCUAAUUUACAUGAACGACUGUAACACAUCUAAGAAAAACUUGGAUUUAUUCUCAAUCCUUUUAAUCUGAGAUGAAGAUAAAUGGACUUAAUUCCUCCAGUGGGUUAUGUCCCAUGUAGAGCCGAGCAUCUGCAACUCUCCCUGCUGCAGAGGAAAGCUGCAGGUGCUUGGCAUCCUGCAGCUGGCCCAGCAGUGUGGCCGGGCAGCGCUGUCCUCCCUGGGCAGCCUGUGGCACACAAAUUUCCAGUCUGGAGCCACUUGUUAUCGGCCCCAGCUGCUGAAAGACUUCGUGAAAACCAAAACCCACAGACACUUUGCCAACACCCGUUUCUUAGUGCGUAGCCAGAACCCUUACUACCUUGUUUGUGCCUUAGCUUCCUGAAAAGGGAUUGACAUUUCACUUGGAGUUAGAUGUACAUUUCACUUGAGAAAUAGAGACCUCAGACAAGAUAUUGAACCUCAUUCAGUCAGGGUUUCAGUGGGUGGCUGCACCCAGAGUGUUUGCCGCUGAACUAGGAUGUAGGGUAACAUGGAAGCAGACUGACCCUUAAAGCAAUACCAACACCACCAGAGUGCUUUUGAGCAUCACUUAGGCAGAGUCACUAUUGGCCACUACUAAACCAUCAGUUUUUAAAACCCAUUUUCUUGAUUGCCCAUGGAUUCUUGGUGGGAGGGGGGAGGGCUGGCUGAUCAUGCACCACUCUUUGUGCAACUUCUAAACUUCUAGUAAGGUUGUUUUGUUGUUGUUUUUUUUUAAAUAUAUAUAUUUUUGUGUACUUGUUGCUUGUGCUUUAUUUAGUAGUAAAUUGUGGAAUAGAGUGAUUUAUUGUUAAUUUGGCAGUAGCGGUUUUUAAAAACCAUAUACUGACUGAAACAUGAGCCAGAGCUGAUUGCUUUAUUAAGCUAAUAAUGAAUGUUAAGAGUACAUAUUUUCAGGAUCAUUUGCCUAGUGAGCUAAACUUGUAUUAUAGGCCAAUAUUUUUUAAAAUAAAGCUUGGUCAACCUCUAUGUUACACAUAUUACAAGAUAUAGCACUUUCAAAAAGAAAACCUAAACCUUUUAAGAAAAUUUCUUACAGGUUAUGCUUUUUAUUAUAAAACCUUUUAUUAUAAUUUGUUUCAAGUGCCAUUAGAUUACAUAUAUGUAGGCCUUUGGUAUAAUGCUUUGUGUACAAAAUGGUAGACAUUGUAAUUUUAAACAGGUACAUUUUUACAGUGUUUUCUUAUCAAUUUGCUAUAUUGCACAGAACCAGUGUGUCUUUCUUAAGGGUUUUACAAUGGUUUUUACUAGGUUUACAUGUUUCAAACUACACUGUCUUCUACUGCCAUUUUGAAUACCAGUCAAAAACAAUUAGGAGUUUGUCCUCACCGUUUGCAAACUGUCUUCUGGAGUUCUUGAUGAUAAACUUUGUCAAAAAUAUUUAACAUGCAGUAUUUGAUACAGUUUUUUUUUAUCACAUCCUAUCAUCGCUAUGCUGCUGUCUGAAGUUAACUUUGGGCCUGAUCCUGCAUUCGUAAAUGCUGUGGGGAUCCUGCAUCCUUUGUUAUGUCUGUCUCAUACACUGGUUUAGCAGCUUCUCCUGUAUUCUUCUCAGUCUAUAGAUAAACCUCUGAAAUAUAUGUACUUAUCUGGUAUGUAGUAAACCAUUAUAGGCUUAGCUGCCCAUCCUGCUUCCCCCCAGUGUACAGUUUAAACCACAGCUUACUUAGCAUCAUGCUCAACUUACAAGUAAUGCCACAGUAGUUCAAAAUGUGUUUGGGUAGUCCCAAAGCUUUUAUGCAAUAAGGGUGUCUUACUUUUGUUGGAAGGCAGUGUCUUUUGAUAACAGUUAUCUAGCCCUGGAAGUGACACAGAACUAUUGCUAAUCAUAUGUAAACACUUUUCAGUAUAAGCUUCAGUGGUACAGUUGAACCAGAGUGAAUGUUUAUCUCCUCAGAAACACUCCUGCAAUAUUGUUAUAUUGGAUCAUGCUGCUAAUGUAACUUGGGAUACAACUCCUCUCAUGGUGCUACAAACCUCCCUGUCUCAUUCAGAUGUAUUUUUACCCAUAGAAAAAAAAGGACUAUACUAGACUUAUAGUUGUAUGAUAUAUUUUUAUACUGUGACUUAAUUUGUCAUUAAUGAACUUUUGUGCAACACCACAAUGUAUUCAUAUGCACUUGCAAAAGUAAAAUUUUGGACAUGCAAAUUUAAAUGCUGACAAGCCCAGCUCUUGUUCACAAAAAUAGGUGACUGCUAGUUAAUGUUAAAUGUGGGCUUUUUAUAUGGUGUGGAGUGAAGAACAUACUAUAUGUUACUAAAAGCCUUAGACAAAAACUGGGAAGAGUAUAUUGGUGAAUGAUGUCACACCCAAACCUGACUCGGAUUGCUGAAAUUAUAUUUUUAGCUAGUGGAAAAAUUGUUCGGACUUGUAUGCUAAAAUGUUUUUAAUGAUAAAAGUUUUGAGUCAGAAAAAAAUGGAGAAAAAAAAAGAACACAGAAAACCCUGCAUUCCAGACUGAAUUUGUAUAUGUUUCUUGCAUUUACAAUUUGCUAUCCUGUGAUAUGGGAAAUUGAGUUGCUUAUCAUGUAUAUGUACUUUAAAAUGUAUUCACAAACUACUGUUGUAUUUGUAUAAAAUAUAGACAAAAAGAUUGCAUAUAUAUUUUUGUGUAUAAGCUCUGUAAAAUAGCAAUCACGUUAUGAAGCUGCAGCAGAACUUCAUUUUAAACAUUCACAUCCAAAGAAACAGACUAUUUAUUGUCCACAUACCCUGAUUAUAAAAUAUACCUUGCUGCUAUUAAACAAUAGUGCUGCAGCUUCUUGUGGCCUACAGUGUUAUGUUUGCUGUACAAAAAUAUGUGAACUCCACAAAAUAUAUCAAUAAAAUUACAGAAUGGUUUUAGUUAAUGAAUAACUUAUGCCUGGCAUUUCAGUAGAUAAUCUUGAUCUGCAUGUUUGGGAUUGCAAGAAGUAAUUACAGAGUCCAUCCAGUUUUGCUGGGAGUAGUUUGCAAAGGCAUAACUGUCUUUAUAAUGUAUGGCUGGUAAAAUGUCAGUUUUUCAGAAAAUCUUAAGGCAUAAAUAUCUGCGUUUCAUGAUUUGACCAAGGAACAAAUGGGAUGAUGCUACUCUGUCUGUGACAAGACAGAUCUGAAGGAAGCAAUUGAGCUUUCCAUCAAAUUGCACUUUGAAACACUCUGAGAUACUGGAAGGUAAGUAUGGGGUAUCCAUUCCUUUGGAACACAUAGGUGAUUCCCCAUCAUUUCAGAUCAGUGCAAGUCUCAUACAUCGUUUGUUGUAGUUUGCAGGACAAACUUUGAGGGUGUGCCAUGUGCUAGACACAGCAUGUGGGAUGUCUCUCUGCAGUAUUUCCAGGAGAAACUCUGUUGCUUUGAUACCAUGGAUGAUCCCAUAGAUGCCUGUCUGGCCUGGCACUGACUUCUGAAGAAGCCAGGCUGAUGCCUGGGGAAGAGAUGCCUCACAGCCAGACAAGCAGCCUGCACACAACUGCAGAA